Molecule: messenger RNA, 1641 nt
Organism: Arxiozyma heterogenica
Lineage: Eukaryota; Fungi; Ascomycota; Saccharomycetes; Saccharomycetales; Saccharomycetaceae
Exons: 1
Coding region: 1-1641 (546 amino acids)
Biological process (GO): clathrin-dependent endocytosis; vesicle budding from membrane; clathrin coat assembly
Cellular component (GO): clathrin-coated pit; clathrin-coated vesicle
Molecular function (GO): SNARE binding; 1-phosphatidylinositol binding; clathrin heavy chain binding
Source: RefSeq, a predicted model, not a curated record
AUGACUACUUAUGUUAAACUAGUUAAGGGGGCCACAAAGAUUAAAAUGGCUCCACCAAAGAGCAAGUACAUCGACCCAAUCCUAUUAGGUACUACUCAGUCAGGUGAUUUUCAAGAAAUUAUGGAUGCAUUACAACCUAGAAUCAACGAUUCUGCAUGGACGGUCGUUUAUAAAGCCUUGAUUAUCUUACAUCUUCUAAUCAGAGAUGGUGAAAAACAAGUAGCUUUGGAUUAUUUAUCUGAAUCUUAUCAUGCUGACCAAUUUUUCCAUAUUAACAAUAAUUUAAUGUCACAGAGCACACAUUCUGGUGAUGUUAAGUUAUUGCAGAAGUAUUCGAAUUAUUUAAAAGUUCGAACUCAAGAAUUUUCAAAGACAAAAAAAGAUUUUGUUAAAGAAGAUUAUAAAACCUUGAGAAUUGUCAUAGAUAACAACAACCAUGAAUCUAUACAAUCUGCAUUGGAUCAAGUCGACUCGUUGGAAUUACAAGUGGAAGCUUUAAUUAAAGUAAGGUUUACUUCCUAUGAAUUAUCAAAUGAAUUAUUUUUAUAUUCAUUUAAAUUAUUAGUCUAUGAUCUUUUACCCUUAUAUAAUGCCUUAAAUGAAGGAAUUAUUACUCUUUUAGAAUCGUUUUUUGAAUUAUCUCAUUCAGAAGCAGAUACUACUUUACAGUUAUAUAAAAGAUUCGUGACUCUUACUGAUAUUGUUGUCAAAUACUUGAAAACAGCAAAAAAUGUGGGUCUUAGAAUUCCAAUCAUCAAACAUAUCACAACUAAGUUAGUCAAAUCUUUACAAGAUCAUCUAGCAGAAGAUAAUAGAACUCACAACACUUUUAAUCAAGACUCAACAACUGCAACCACAACCACUGUCCCAACUGGUAUCGCUAGUAGUGGUGCACUUUCAUCGGCAUCAACUUUUGCUCAACAGAGAUUAGAAGAGAUUAGAAAACAGAAAGCUCUAUUAGAGCAACAACUAGCAAAUCAACACAUUUUGUUACCACCACAAACAGGUUCACAAUCGCAUAAUCCAUUUAUGACAGCAGAAAAUCAAAUGUCAUUUAUCCCCCAACAAAUAACAAAUAAUCCCUUUGUAAUGCAAUCAACUCCACAAACGAUACAACAACCAAUUCAAGUGCUUCCAACACCAUCGGUACAACCAAACCUAUACACAGCUUCAUCGAUGCCCGUCCUACCUCAACAGGACCCUAUCUCUAUAGUCCCAUCUAUAUCGACGACUAUGACUCAAGUACCUACUAUCAUUCCAACCAUGACAUCUACUUCACAACAAAUAGUUACUUCAAAUAUGACUAAUACUCAAAAUGUCCCAACUUUUGUUCCAGAACAAAUACCUCCACUACCAACUGGAUCAAACAAUCCAUUUGCAUUAAAUAAUAUAGAGAAAGAAAUUCAAUCGAGACAAGAAAUUAAUCCAUUCUCCAAAACAAACUAUACUGAGUCUAAUAAUGAAGUUAACAAUAAAGUUCCAAACAAUGUUUCUAAUAAUCCGUUUUCUUUGGUCAAUAACCCCCAAGGACAACAAAUACAGGCCAAUGGACAAGUCAACCAAUUAACAACUUCACAAUAUCUAACACAGACACAACAACAACCACAGAUCUAUAAUAGUAUAAGUUUAAUAGAUUUAUGA